Messenger RNA from Puccinia triticina, 585 nucleotides. RefSeq lists its product as uncharacterized. The transcript has 5 exons. The coding region runs from base 1 to 585 and encodes 194 amino acids. NCBI's taxonomy places the organism in Eukaryota, Fungi, Basidiomycota, Pucciniomycetes, Pucciniales, Pucciniaceae. The record is from RefSeq and is a predicted model, not a curated record.
AUGUCGCUCGCCACCCCCGCCCCACGCCACCCACAGCCCAGCGCCCCCCCCAGCCCGCCCCCGCCCGUCUUCGCCCUCACCUCGGCCUUCUUCGAGUCGCCCUUCUCGCCCCAGCCUCCCGCGCCGGCCGGCCGCUCGUCCCUGCGGGCGGACCAGCUGGACACGCUGCUCGGCGACGCCCCCCGCUGGCCGGCCUCCACGCCCUCCACCCCCGCCGCCCAGCAGGCUCAAUGGACCCCCCUGAGCACCAGGGCCGCCCCCGUCGGCCGCCACCCGCCGCACCAGGAAGACCGGCUCGACCGGCUGCUCUGCUGGGAACUCCUCAGCCUCGAGACCCGCUUCCAGCCCCGCCACGCCUGCCCGCUGCGCCCCUGCCUCAAGAUCCACACCCGCUCACUCCCCCUCGCCGACGACCGGCCGAGCAGCGCCAGGGUCCGCUUCGACGACGCCACCGUCGAGCAGCUCCUCACCUGGUCCAGGGAAUCGUACGACCGCAAAGGGCCCCUGCCGAUCACCAAGCUCAACCUGCGCGAGCUCAUCGAGCUCAAGCUCAUCAAGGAAGACACCUCGUCCGAGACUCAUUGA